Messenger RNA from Chlamydomonas reinhardtii, 3940 nucleotides. RefSeq lists its product as uncharacterized. Bases 752 to 3244 code for a protein of 830 amino acids. The transcript has 10 exons. The record is from RefSeq and is a predicted model, not a curated record. NCBI's taxonomy places the organism in Eukaryota, Viridiplantae, Chlorophyta, Chlorophyceae, Chlamydomonadales, Chlamydomonadaceae. Gene Ontology annotation, molecular function: protein binding; protein kinase activity; ATP binding. Gene Ontology annotation, biological process: protein phosphorylation.
GGUGAUGGAAUUGUAUUUGACAUGUCGGUGCAAAUUAGUGCUUUUCCGAAGAGCCUCGGUGAUUGGAGCGUGUCAUCUCACGGCACGCGUACUGCGGACGCGUCAAAGGAUCCCCCCUCCCGUGCUUUCCCUCUGUUGCCUCCUCCCGGCUAUACAACCUUAACCCCUCGGCAUGACGCUGCAGAGUACUCCAACAGCGCGAAGUGACCGCACCGAGAGGGCCCGUGAACUGAAGAAGCACGCCGAGGGAUUUCCACAUCCUUUGUAGUUGGCAAGGUUACCGCAAAUCGUCUUCUUACGCUUUACAAGGACGCAGUACAGCUUAUUAAAGGGCUUGGGCGACAGGUCUGAAGACAAUUCAGCAGCUGCGCGGCUGGCCAUCGUCGCGGCCCACGGUCCGGCCCGAGAAGCCGAGUUCGCAUCGGCGUGCGCCCGCGAAGACGAUCGCCUGACCGCCACAACGCGCUAUCAACUCUUAACCUAAUUUUGCAAACAACAAUGAUACUGCUGCUUAUUGCGCGGUGUAACGCGCCAAACCCUAGAAAAGCCGCCGAGAAUGUGUCCCUUUAACUGCUUGCUCACCAGAGCUCUGCUCGGCGCUUUCGUUAUACUCAUUGGAGGCCACUCUGCCUGACCCACAGCGCGCCGUGCAGUCGCAACGGUGGAGUUGCGGGCGGCCAGAGGUGUAACGCAUGCCUGCGUUCCCCGGUGCCCGGCAGCACCGGCCAAGGCGGAACCAUCGCCAGCCCCGAUGCACACACUGCUGAGUCCGGAGCCCGGAAGCUGGCCGCUCUUCGAGGCGCUAUGUGCCGGGCAUGCCCUAGAGGCAAGCGUUGACUACGGGAGACACGGCAGCGACAUGGCGAGCCGUUGCCCGAACAUGCGACAAGUGCCUUGCGACGAUGAAACCGUGGGCCCGCAGGAGCCGUGCGAGCUCCUGCCCAAGCUCCGUAGACUCAUGCAAAGUGGAUUCAGCCCCUUGCAUAAAGCUGCUCGCAAUGGGGACGCAAGCCUGGUGGCGGCCCUGCUUGAAAGCCAGGGCUUCCUUCCCCCGGAGGCGGCAGCGGCAGUAGCAUCUAGAGCGUGGGCCGCCGCCCACCGGCAGCAUCGGGCUUCCAGCACCGGCACCGGCAGCAUCAGCACCGGCUGUAGCACCAUCAGCACCAAGCGCACUAGCAGCGGCAGUAGCAGCAGUAGCACGACGGCCACCGCCACCAGCUGUGAUGGUGACGCAGGGCUGCAGCACUUGCUGCUACUGCGACUCAUGAUGCACCCGGACGCCCCUGACGCACGCGGGGGCACACCACUGCACUACGCCUGCCGACGCCGCCGCAUUGAUGCUGCCGCCACCGCGCAGCCGCACCAACGCCAUGCCGGCGACAUGCGGCGGGUGAUUCAGCUGCUGCUGAGUGCGGGCGCACAUGCGGACGCUCGGAACUAUGCUGGCCACACCCCCAGCAUGCUGUUAGUUGGCUGGGCUCCGGGUGGUGGCGGCGCUGCUGGAGACACGGCGGCGGUGCCCGGCUGCCUGGCUGUGCUGCAGCGCUACGGCGCCGACCUGCACGUGCUGGACGAGCAGGGCCGGUCGCUGCUGAUGCGGGCGGCGGCGGCAGGCAACGUGGAGGCGGCCAGGUGGCUGCUGGAGCAGGGUGUGGAUGCCAGGUGCACAGAUGCGCGGGGCGCGGCCGCGUGGCGUUACGCGGGAGCCCUCGAGCACCCCGAGCUCCGGGACAUGCUACUGCGGCGGGCGGCGGCGGCGGCGGCCGAUGCCCCAGCCGCGGCCGCGGACGUGGCAGCGGCUGCUGUCCCACCAGCAGCAGUACCACCAGCAUUACCGCUAGCAGCGGCAGUCAGUGGCGCGGGUGCAUGCGGCGUAGCAGACGUGGCCAGCAGCAGUGCCGCCGCCGUCGCACCCACGGUGCCGGUCUGGAAGCUGCAGCAGCUGCCGCCGCUGCCGCCGGGCUGUCCGGAGCUGGACCCGCGGGGGCUGGUGUGGGGCGGCGUGGUGGGCUGCGGUGACUUCGGGGUGGUGCACGCAGGCAGCUACCGGGGGCAGCCGGUGGCUAUCAAGGUGCUGCGGUGGCACAUGGCAGAGACACACAGCCUGAGGGAGGCUUACACACAGGAGCUGACUGCGCUGGUGCACCUGAUGGGAAGGAGGAGGCAGAGCUGCAGCGGGGCCGGCAGCAAUAACAGGGCAGCAGCCGUGUCAUUAGUGGGGGCAGCACCAGCGGCAGCAGUGGACACACCAGCGGCAGUACCGGCGGCGGCAACACCGCCGCCGGCACGAGCAGGAGCUCUAGAGGGUCUGGCGGCCGCAGCUGCUGCGGACCUUGCCCCGGCGGGCGCGCUCGGUGUUGAGGAAAGCGGGGGCUCUGGGUUUGACACGCGUAGCCGAGCCGCUGGAGCAGGCGGAGGCGGCGGUGCGGGGGCUGCGGAGGACGGUUUCAGCCAGCUGCACGCCCACGUGCUGGACUUCAAAGGGGUGGUCACGCGGCGCGACGGGGCGCAGGCGCUGGUGCUGGGCAGGUGUGUGGCCGCGCUGAGCGAUGCCGAGGUGCUGUCUGCCCUGAGCGCUGCCGACCGGUUCCGUAUCGCCAAGGAGGUGGCGCAGGGCAUGGCAGCCAUACACGAGCUCGGUGUCAUCCACCAGGACCUCAAGACCGCAAACGUGCUGCUUGACGCCGCGGGUGUUGUGAAGGUGGGCGACUUCGGCAUGGCCGUCGUGUGCGCGCCAGCGAGCGGCUGCGCAAGCGGCAGUCGCAGCGGCAGUAGCUCUAGCUCUAGCUCUGGCAGUAGCAGCGCCUCUUCCUGUGGCGGCAGUAGCGGUAGUAGCGGGUGCUGGCAGCAGCAGGUGUUUGCGCCUGGCUCCGAGUACGAGGGCCACCCGCUGUGGUCGGCGCCGGAGCUGGUGCACUGCAGGCCCUUCAGCUGCCAGGCGGACGUGUGGAGCUGGGGCAUCCUGCUGUUCCAGCUGGCCACCUGGUGCGGCGCCGACCCCUUCGCCGGCCUGGACCCGGAUGUGGUGUCGGCGGUGCUGGAGGACCCCCGCUGCCUGGGCCCGCGGCACCUGGGGCCGCACCUGCUGGCCCGCCUGCCGCCUGCGGGCCUGCUGGCCCCCGAGGUGGCGGCGCUCAUCGGGGACUGCCUGCAGCCGGAGCCCAGUGAGCGACCGACCAUGCGGCAGGUGGUGGCGCGGAUGGAGGGCAUGGCGGUCCAGGCCCUGCCGCGGCCGCCGGUGUGAUGGAUGCCUGUGUUGUAUGGCAUUAGAUCGGUUAUGUGUUAAGAGGAAGAUGGGGAGGGUACGGUAUACGUAGCUAGUUAAAUGGCUAGAGCACAGGUGGGAGGGAGUAUGGAAGGGACUAUGCUUUGCAGGCGUUUGGCUGCGGGUGUGUUGUAGGGGUGGGCUGUGGAAGGUACGGCCGCCGUGCCAGCAGACCAGAAGCGGAAGAGCGCAUGUGGGAGUUUGCGCUGCGUUGUGCGUGUCACGGCACUCAUGAAAUCGGAUGCGGCUCGUAUGGAAGCAGGGGCGUGUGUCAAAGGCUUGUAUUCGACAGAAACCUGGAUGAGCGACUGAAGGAAACGAAUGAAGUUGGCAGGAUGAGGUUCGAAUGCUAUGGAAAGGUCGGCUGUAUGAGGCAGGCAGGUUUUUUUGGGGGGGAUGUAGAUACCAGCCCAAACUAAACCGAACGAACCCAAUGCAAAAGUAAAGAGCGCGGCCUAUGCUUUGACAACGGAGUAGUGGCACUCGACUGGAGGGGGAGGUAGCGGGGUUCGGAGCAGGUCAGAGCCAGGUCCGGGCACGCACGUUUUAGUGCCGGUGGCAUGGCGGGGGCGAAGCCGCGGUCGCCUCAUCUUCGUUCCGCACUUAUUUAGCGUGCGGCAUGCGGGACACAUAUGAGGGAUGCGGGCUUGGCCGCGGGACGGAGUGCAUUUAAAC